ACAAAACUACUGGCCAUUAGUGCAACACAAACACUGUGCCUAGUUUAGGGUAAUAGCCAUAGCCAACGUACGAUCGACGACCAAUAUGGAUUCAUCUGCUGCGGAUGGUGAGACGAAGGAGGAGUCGUCGAAAGUGAAGAUGUUGCUGCCGGAAGAUUUCCUCAACACCGUCCUCCUCUGCACUGCUUUCUUGUACAAGGCGAUGAAUACCAUCGGCACGCUGGCCACCAUCUGGGCGACCGUCGUCCUGCUCGGUGGAUUCUCCACCCUCAUCAAGAAGGAGGACUUUUGGUACGUCACCGUCAUCGCCUUCGUCCAAUCCAUCGGGUUUUUGGGUGGUUACGAGGAUCCUGCACAGCAAAUUUUCCUGCGCGCACCAGAAGCACUAAUGAAGUACAAAAGGACCUCAACUUUGAAGGGAUUAAGUUGGUGGAGGCGCAGAGGAACACAGCAGCAGCAGCAAGAACCCACAAGAAGGACCAGAGGAGGAAGAAGGCACAAAGAGGAGAAAAUAUGGUACCUGUGCAGCAUCUAUGGGUGCCAAGCCUUGCUCGGGAUGACCAUCCUUGCCGCCGUGUGGUUGGCCAGGGUGGCCGCUGUGGUCACUGUCUUAGCCCUAUCCUGGAAGCGUCUCAAGAAGCAAGACUACUUGAAUCCCGGGGACAUCAUGAAUGACCAAAACCAGAACAUCACGUGGUCCCUCAACAUCUUCUACAGCUUGGUGUUUGCCCAGGGAAUCAUGUUCGUCACCAUACUGCUCAACCCACUGAGCUAUUAUUUUCUGUUCAAUGCCGGGAUCAAGUACAAACUAUUUGACCCCUCCGGUCUCAAGAUAAUUUUGAAUUACAAGAGGUGCAAUUACCUGGAAUUCAUUGCCGGGAAUGUGAAAGCAACCUUGCAAAUGCACCUGGUCACCUUCGCCAAGAAACUAGCGGUAUCCAACAUGGCCGAUGACAAGUUACUUGGUGUCGGUGCCAUGGACCGCAUCCUCAGGUCGAUGGAGUUCAGAAGCCUAGCUCUUAGGAAGCUUCGAGCUUUCAUGGAACCCGACGAGCUGGGGAAGCUGGUUAACAUGCUAGGUUACGACAAGAGCCACAAAAACAAGACCACGGAGGAGGAGGAUAUCAGAGGCCAUACCGCAAGAGUGGUGCUGAAACUUAGUCCAGAUCUUCUGGUUCAGAGUUAUCCUCAGAUCCUCUAUGCCAUAUCUUCUUCCCUGCUCAGCACAUCCAAGUCCAACAACAAGAGGGUGUGCAAGUGCAACAUGGAUUCUGACUUGGUCUGGUUUGGCCUGCGUAUCCUAGACAAGCUCACGGACAACCCAGAAAACUGUAGGAAAGCCACCAACGACGAGAGCGGUGGUGAUCUAUUGUCCACCAUCAUAGACCUCACCAUCCCAUGUUGUCAUGGUCAUGGUCAUGGCCGCAGCAUGAGGAGUAACACUAGUACCAUUUCUGAUUCUUGGAUUGAACAGGAGAUUAUCCCUUUGCUUCAAACAGAAAACGAGAUUCCUCUUCCUUUCAUCGACAAGCUUGACCAAGAAAUUAUUGUUGGCAUGGCACUCAACAUCUUGAGCAAGCUGGUCGCUGCACCGGAUGAGGCUGGGGAGAAACUCAGAAAAGAAACAUCAAAGCAUGUGCAUUUCCUGACCAACACUGGGAUGAUCUUGGACCAUGUCCAGGCAACAAGAGUCAUAUCAUGCUUAGCAGUGGAUAAGGAAGGCCGAGAAUAUAUCGGCAAGUUUCCUGAGAUCAUCAAGAAACUUAAGGAUUGUCUACUUUCCAAGACACCAUACAAUGUGCGAGCAAUGUUGAAGCUUUCCUACAAGGGAUCAAUAAAGAAGAGUUGA
Molecule: messenger RNA, 1849 nt
Organism: Oryza sativa Japonica Group (Japanese rice)
Lineage: Eukaryota; Viridiplantae; Streptophyta; Magnoliopsida; Poales; Poaceae
Source: RefSeq, a predicted model, not a curated record